Orbicella faveolata is the source of this 1491-nucleotide messenger RNA. RefSeq names its product indolethylamine N-methyltransferase-like. The record is from RefSeq and is a predicted model, not a curated record. Lineage: Eukaryota; Metazoa; Cnidaria; Anthozoa; Scleractinia; Merulinidae. Gene Ontology annotation, molecular function: N-methyltransferase activity. Gene Ontology annotation, cellular component: cytosol.
GUCCCCUUCUGAAAGAUUGCGACCUCUAAUUCCACACAACCGUAGACUGCGAGCAGUCUCUGUUUUGCUCGAAAAUCCGUGAGGAAGAACGCAAAACAAGUAAGCGUCCGAGCGUGACUGUGAGCGUGACAUGCGAGCGGCGAUGCCAUGCCGCUAGUCGCUGCGCUCACAGUCACACUCGCACGCUCACUUGUUUUAAGUUCUUGCCCACGGAUUUUCUGGCAAAAGAAUGGCUGCUCGCAGUCUAACACAACCGAGACUUCAACCACACAACGUUAAAACUGGCAUGGAGUAUUAAAGUAUUAAGGGCAUUGAAGCAAAUUUUCUGAGGAAAAUCUCCAGCUUAUGAAAAAGCUAUCAGCUAACUUUGGUUUCUUUCACAAACGGUGGAAUCAAAUCAAAUUAAGCCAACAUGACUCGUCACGCAAUCGCAACCUCUCUGAUUGCGUGACAAGCCGUAAGAGGAAACGUUUCGCAUGAUAAUUAAAGUACGACACACGCGACACGCUAACAUGAAAUAGACAGGCAAUCGAACGGUUCCCUCUCGUCUUCCCUCACUGAGCAGAUGGAACUGUCUACCUGCUAAAUGGAUUCAUUACGUUUCGGUGAAGACUACCACAACAAGUUUGAUCCAAAAGUUUACCUUAACUAUUACAACGGAACAGGAGAUCAGCUUGAGUCAUACAGCGAAUUUCCUUUAAGAUGCUUUCAUGAAUUUUGGUCGAAAAUGGCAAAACGAAACGCAAGAGUUCUCAACUUCGGUGGGGGACCUGCCAUCUACGAUCUUAUAAGUGCUGCACCAUAUGCCGAAGAGAUCAUCUUUGCCGAGUACAGCGAAGAGAAUCGGAAAGAAGUAGCCGCUUGGCGAGAAAGAUCACGUGAUGCUCACGACUGGUCGCCAUAUUUCAGGUUCGUUGUGCAAAGAUUUGAAGGCAAGGGAAGCGAAGAAGCGCUGAUUCGAAAAGCUGAGCUAAGAAAGAAAAUAACUCAUAUUUUGCCCUGUGAUAUUGCAUUGGAAGACCCGGUGAAAUGGCCCGCUACAUGGACUUCCCAGCUUGCCUCGUUCGAUGUCGUGACAACUAGUUGUUGCAUCGAAACAGCAGUGAAAUCUGACACAGAGUUUAGGAACGCAAUUGCGAAUUUGCAAAAAUACUUGAAACCGGGUGGAUAUCUGAUUAUGUAAAGCUCCAUAGGUCAGAAUUUCUAUAGAGUAGGGAAGGAAAAGUUCCAUUGCUUUUCCGUGAGCGAGAAUCAAAUCCAAGAAAUAUUACGCCAAGAGGGUUUUGGUGAGGUGGACAUGAAAUUACAGGCAGACCCAAGAAGCGAGUUGUAUGAUCGUGAAAAACUGUACUUUGUCAGCGCUAAACUCGAAAAUAAAUAGACUGAAAUUGUUGCUGAGAAGAAAUAGAAAGUUGUUAAAACUAUCGACAAUAGCACUAAAUUCAAUUACACGGUGCAUGACCACACAGUGCUACGUUCGACACAAUGCUG